CAACGAGGUGCGCGAACGCGCUCGAGCUCGCGCACAAAACCUGCACGGACUCAAAUAUUCGGUGACCGUCAAAAGUUCCAUAGCGCGAUCGUGAAGAGACGACCGGGCAUGGCGGACGAAAAUCCCAAUGCAGUACCGAACCCUGUACUUCCACCAGCUUCGUCCAGCUGGACAGUAACGCUCUGGAGCCUGGUGAUCACGGCCACAGUGCUCCUCCUCUUGUCAGUGGUGGUCACCGCUUUCGUCACGACGACGCUGUUCACGCCGACGCUGAUGCCAAACGCCAGUCAUCCAUUGCUGCCGCAGCUGAGGAUUCCCGACCACAAGCCUCCGAAGCAGCUCGUCGUAGAUUCUUCGGCCCCGUCAACGGCAACGCUGCCAAGGCUGUGCGAAACGACCGCCUGCAUCGAACAGGCGAAGCUGCUGUUACGCCAGUUGAAUAGCUCACGAGAUCCGUGCGAAGACUUCUACAGCUACGUGUGCGACGACUGGGCCGCGAAACGACCUCUCGCUCCUGGAGCGGAGCGUAUUUCCCUCGAUACCAUUCUGAGCGACGGUUACAUCGAACUGCUUUCUUCUGGCCUCGCUGCGAACAUCACUGAGUAUCCCGAGAUCCGCUUCUUGUUCGAGCGUUGUCUCAGCCCAGAACCUGACCUCUUCGACAGCCUCCUCACCAUGUUUCUUGAAGUCUCUAACAAGUGGAUGGUCAGAUUUCCCAAGCAGCAACUCACCCCCACCGACGUUUCUAGUAAAAUUGGCAGGAUAUUUCGCGAGUUGGGUGUCGAGACACUCUUCAAGUUCUUCGCCGUAAAGGACCCCAUGAACAAGACGAAGAGAUACGUCGGACUUGGCGAGCCCUCCACCGUUCUCCUCCGCGGUCGUCUUCAACAGGACGAGUACGAGCUGGUGAGAAUCUCUUUUGCACCCGUACUGACGUUCUUCCAGCGGUACGUCGACACAGACCUGUUUCUGUUCGAGGACCAUCUCUCCAACCUCUUGGUGAGGCCACGGCGGGACUCUGUGGCCCUAGUCAACUGCACAGUGAUCAAGGUGCGGGACUUGCCCAUCAUGCCGAGCAUCGAUUGGACCACACUUCUACAGAGCGUGUUUGGCAAAGGCCUGCGCCCAAUAUCACGCAGGACCUACAUCAAGCUCGACUCCCCCGAAUACAUCGUGAGGUUGACUAGAGGAGAUAUUGCCAAGUCCACCAAAGAUCUUUUGGCCUAUCUCCUGUUCAAAGUGAUGAUGGCUCUUUCGCCCUUGUUGAAGGACGACCGGCUGCGGAACGACCUGGCGUCUGUGGCGUACGCUCGGCAUCCUGAGUUCGCCCAGACGCUGCCGCAGAAGCACUAUUGCCUGCGGAUGUUGAACAGGUUCGAGCCCAACUUGCCGCUCUACGUCUCGCGACACUUUGCAGAGAACAUCGUGGGAGGCAAAGAAGUCGUCGAGGAGGUAAUAUCCGUGCUCAAGCUUGUGCUUGACCGGCACGUGCAGGACAACCUCGGACCACUCAGCUCGGGACUUAGGGAACACCUCCAGGAGAAGCUGCGGAAGUUGUCGUGGGAGCCCUUCCUACCGAAAGCACUCAACGACAAAACUUUUCGGGCCAAGUACCUGGAGGGCAUCUAUUUGAGUAACUCACCGGUGUCAACGGCGCAUUUUUUCUAUACGUGGAUUCGCAAGUCGCUCGAGAAGAGUCUAGUGGCGCACAUGAGCUCCAAGGUGGCGCACCCGGGGUGGCAAGGAGGCUUCCUGUCUUCGUCGAGCAGCCUCCACUUUCCGUACGAGCGCCUGGAGAUUCCGUUGCCGGUCUUCGACUUCUUCAUGCGCAGCGAUCCCGCCCUCAGGCCCCUGCACUUGCCCCGGGUUGGUCCAAAGGUCUACCGGAGCUUGUUCAGGGCCAUCUACCACUGGAUGUUCAACUUCGACUACAGCCAACUGCGAGGCUCCACGCGCAUCUUCGAUCAGCUGCGUGACUGCCUCGCUCAACAGUACUCUAGCCUGCUAUGGAUGGACAAGAACGUCCAGCUGAAUAGCUCGCAGACGUCCUGGGAAGAUCUCUGGGACUACUUGGCCGUGCCGCCAGCAUAUAAGGCGUUCCAGCUGUACAGCAGUAGGGUGUCGCCGCACUACCGACUGCGCCUUCUGGAACACUUGAACGUCAACCAGCUGUUCUUCGUGUACUAUGCGGUGAGCUUCUGCGAGAACAGCAACCGACGGUUUCUACGCAAGGAAGCUGCGCAGGGCCCGCACAGCCCUGCCUGGUACCGCGUCAAUGGCCCGCUACGCAACAUGCCAGAAUUCGCACGAGCUUUCAGUUGCAGACCCGGCAGCUUCAUGAAUCCGAAUGUGAAGUGUGGCCAUGGGUUGUCGACCCGUUUAAAGGAUGUGUUAUAAACUGUUCGACGUGACUUUGCAGUGGCCAUUUGAUGUUUCAGUGAUUGUUGCACAGCGCACUACCUGUUGCAUGUGUAGUACGCACGUCGAACGUCAGACUACCGUUCAGUAACUGUCAUAAAAGAUGGAGCGUUUUCA
This is a messenger RNA of Ornithodoros turicata, 2535 nucleotides long. Its product is annotated as neprilysin-2-like. Lineage: Eukaryota; Metazoa; Arthropoda; Arachnida; Ixodida; Argasidae. Gene Ontology annotation, cellular component: plasma membrane. Gene Ontology annotation, biological process: protein processing. The record is from RefSeq and is a predicted model, not a curated record. Bases 109 to 2397 code for a protein of 762 amino acids. Gene Ontology annotation, molecular function: metalloendopeptidase activity. The transcript has 2 exons.